AUGGCUGCCACAACAGUGAGGAUGAUCACAUUGAAAUCCUCCGAUGGAGAGAAGUUCGAAGUCGAAGAAUCCGUUGCUCUUGAAUGUGAAACCAUCAAACUGAUGAUCGAAGAUGAUUGCGCCGACACCGCGAUUCCUCUCCCUAAUGUCACUGCAAAGAUCCUCUCGAAGGUGAUUGAGUACUGUAAGAAACACGUCGAAUCUACUGCUGCAAAGUCUUCUUCUACUGAAGAUAGUUGUUCUUCUACUGCUAACGAGUUAGAAGGAUGGCCUGGCUGUAUGUACUGCUGCCUUGUUGGCGCCUAG
This is a messenger RNA of Beta vulgaris subsp. vulgaris (sugar beet), 306 nucleotides long. Its product is annotated as SKP1-like protein 1B. The transcript has a single exon. Gene Ontology annotation, cellular component: cytoplasm; nucleus. Gene Ontology annotation, biological process: SCF-dependent proteasomal ubiquitin-dependent protein catabolic process. The coding region runs from base 1 to 306 and encodes 101 amino acids. Gene Ontology annotation, molecular function: cullin family protein binding. Lineage: Eukaryota; Viridiplantae; Streptophyta; Magnoliopsida; Caryophyllales; Amaranthaceae. The record is from RefSeq and is a predicted model, not a curated record.